Ornithodoros turicata is the source of this 3030-nucleotide messenger RNA. RefSeq lists its product as uncharacterized. The coding region runs from base 309 to 1370 and encodes 353 amino acids. The transcript has 10 exons. NCBI's taxonomy places the organism in Eukaryota, Metazoa, Arthropoda, Arachnida, Ixodida, Argasidae. The record is from RefSeq and is a predicted model, not a curated record.
CUUUCUGUCGGCUAACUUCUCGAUCUAUGCUCUCCGUUGCAGCAUGGUGUGCUCACACGACUGCCCGUACCUCUAAGAGAAUGGAGAUGAGAAUAUAGGGUGCUGCUAUCACCGCUACUCAGAAACAAGCCCGUUUCACUGCAUUAGGAGGUGGCCUUCGACUCGAAGAUACCCGUGGUGACGCCUCACCACCUCACUAUGCUAGGGACAUGCUCGCAGUAUCCUCGCGCAGGAUUACAACGCUGACCCUCUAGCCUGGUGUUGUACUUUGAAGAGAGCUUGUUCCUGCCUUCUGAGAGACAGCGGAGAUGGCAACAAUCGGGGAAGGGACACCGCUGCUGGUACACGAGAACGACGUCGACGUGCGACUACAAGUGCUUCCCGGGUAUCUGAGAGAGUGUUGUUGUUGCACCACACACGUCAGACGGUGUGAGCAUGUAACAGGUCUCGAAUGGCUAUUCUUCGGUGUGUCGCUAGUGGCCAUCAUGGUUUCUCUGGGCUUCACCUGUACGGACUUGUCUCAAUUUCCGAAUGAGUCGGACGACUACAUCCUAGGAUGGGUGAUCCUCUUCAUAACGGUUAUGAGCAUCCCCUACAUUGGCUACGGUGUCAUCGCCAAGGCAUCUCUUGCGGACUUCAUUGCCUAUUCCUUGAACAUGGCUGUGCUGUUUACUUACUCCUUUAUCAGCUACUACUACAACGAGACUGACCCCGAGAACCUGGGCCGUCUAGCAGCUGUGGUCGUCUUGUGGUUUAUGUCCUUUGUUGUCGGGAUUUGGGCUAUGUGCAAGCAUACACCGUGGCAGAGGUUCACCUUCCACCUAAGUAGCCGCGAAGACGAUGGGGUCAAGCUUAUGAUUUGCUCUGUAUGCAAAAGUAUCAUCAUGGUUGUUGUGCAAUGCCAGUUUAGCAUGCUGAUUUUUAUAGCGGAUCCCAGAUUUCGGACUAAGUGGAUAGAAAUCGGUGCUCACAUUGCCGCAGGCGUGGUCACCGUUGUCUUCUUCAUUUGCGGCGUGGCCGGGAUCAACUACGAAAGGCAACCGGUUCGAGUUUUCUUUGGGUGCAGCGUCGACACUGUUCUAUAUGACAUCUUCCGAAAGGUGGGCAUGGAGGGUGAAAGAGUAUCGGUUGGAGUCAUUCUUCUGUGUAGCUGUCUCAUUGUUGCAUAUGACGUCUUUCGCUUGGUGGAUGUGUUGCUGAAGUGGCCUUGCGCACUGUACAGAGUCGCAAUAUCUACGUGUGCUUGCUUUGGUUUUGGUUUCACCAUUCUCGUCAUAUGUUGCACUUGGAAGAUUUGGAGGAACUCCGGCAAAGGCGUAAAGGACAACAGUGUCAAUAGUGGGAAAGAAACAGUGCAUGUACACCAUUAGAAAUGUGAAAAGUAUGAUGGAGUACGACGACAAACGAUACCUCUACAAUGACGUGGACUCCUACCCGUACGGAAGAUGGGAAUAUGGUAAGCUCGAGUUGAUGAUGUAGAUGGUGGGACUUCACCUGGCGCUUUUUCCCCCUCAGACAAUACAGAGGAUGAGAAGGAGUAGCUUCACUUGAACUGUGUCACUGGAAGGAUGUGAUACCUCGUUCUCUUCUCGCUCGUCUCGUGCACACUGGCGCUGGACGCCGGCAACUGUACUGCUAGCAUCAAGCUGGAGAAGGAUAAGCACACCUACGCGCACGAAUGCCCUGGCGAUAUUUUGGCCAUCAGAGAGUGGCACGUGAUACCUAUGCAGUCCGGCAUUAACCUGGACAGGAACGCUACUGGAUCGCUGCGCACAUGCCUUCAAUAGCUGGACGUGAGCGACAGCUACAAAGAUAUCCAGUGCACGUGGAAGUGUCAACUCACGAAAGACGAAAUUUUUCUUUGCCGCUGUCCCGGAGGCGUCUACAUGAUCCGUCACUUCCGAGGAACCACACCCAGCAUCAAAGGAAUCAAUCUCUCCACGACUGCCAUGAUUUUUUUCAAACAUGCACUCAAUAAACAUUGUAUUUUUUGUAUUUUGUACAAAGGAAGUGUAUUUUUUCCUGUCUGUCUGAGAUAGAGCUGCAGCGGGGUCGCUGCCGAUCACGCCAUCUGGCGGGCGCUGGUGAAGGCCAUGUUCCGUAGCUUAGUCGGCCAAUCAGGAGUGCCAGCCGAUCAGAGGGCUUAGAAGGGGCCAAUCAGCAUGCGAGGGCCAAUCGGUAGGCUUAGACUGGGGACCGAUCAGAUGGCUUAGAAGUCUGGAAAAUGUGGAGAGUGAUCAGUAGGCUUAGAAUGCACCAAUCAGCGUGAAGCGGAGCCGGUUAAUUAGCACAAAGGGACGGAGCUCACCAAUCAGCGUGAAGUGGGCGGAGCCAAGCCAGCUAAUUAGCAUAAAGGGGUGGAGCUAUGGUCAACCAAUCAACAAUCAGUAGGCUUAGCACGGGCCAAUCAACGUGAAGUGGGCGCAGCUAAUGGCGACCAAUUAGAUGGCUUAGAAUUGGCUCGUGUUGGAUUGGAAUACAUUGUGUUGGAUUAGAACUGGAUUUUGGCUUAGAAUUGGAUUAGAAUAGGCUUCUCUUGGGUUAGAGAAAACUCUUGGCUAUUAGCCUUUAUUCUAUACUAUUUGCACUUACAUGUUUCAUUCUGCACGUUUCAUUCAUGCAAGUUGACUCUUGAAGAUGCCGUUACUGCGGUUAUCUGGAAGAGCUAGAGUACGUCCUUCUUCAUUGCCGGCACUACCAACCUUUCGAAACCACACCCUCAGCUUCUCUAAAUUAGCUGGACGGUCGCCCCCUCACUAUGUGAAAAUUGGUCGGUUCGUGGCCAAAUCUAGCCCACCAACGCUAAAGCACCCUAAAGCACUAGGACAGAGUAGGACUGUAGUGCGACGACAACGACACUACAAUCCGCCCACGCCACGCGCUCUUGCCUCACGCAGGAAUUAAAACAUUCUUCUUUCGCUCACCGACAACGGCUGUUGUAGUCUGUCCUCAUUCGACAACGACACUACAGGACUUCGGUCCUCACACUCUUAAAAAUGAACUUCACCGCACAGCACCCUCCUGGCCAAC